Trichoderma virens Gv29-8 is the source of this 508-nucleotide messenger RNA. RefSeq lists its product as uncharacterized. Gene Ontology annotation, cellular component: mitochondrial intermembrane space. The record is from RefSeq and is a predicted model, not a curated record. The transcript has 2 exons. Lineage: Eukaryota; Fungi; Ascomycota; Sordariomycetes; Hypocreales; Hypocreaceae. The annotation marks the transcript as partial.
GACGUUGAGGCGCGUCCGCCGUGUCAUCCACGAGCAGUAACUGAAAUAACCCCAGAUUGUCUCUCCAAGAACAAUUACAACGAGGCUCGCUGCCAGAAUGCCAUCAAAGCGUUGUACGAAUGCUGUGACGCCUUCUACCAGCGUUACGGCGAUGACGCCACCUCUCCCAGCUGUCCAGCGCCGAAAUUACUUCGUUUGAAGAUUCAGCAGCAGAAAGAGGGCAAAUGAAGACGCAGUAGGGCAAAGAGCGCGCCAGCUUCGCGACUACAGGGUGCUUCUUCAGCGCAUUUAGACACGUGCAACGGCCUACGAGAUACCUAGAUAGAUUGUACAUGUACCAUAUCAAAGGCAGGGGAGGCGAGGAGAAGAUAUGUACGCUCAUCGUAUGGUGUGUCAACCAGUGUAGAGAAUUUCAGGCAACUUAAUGAGGAGCGAUUUUUCUAGGCGAUCGUUGAGCACGCAGGAGACCCUUAUAGGACCUGAACAAGCAUUGAACGCUUAUUCCGAG